Salvia hispanica is the source of this 1517-nucleotide messenger RNA. RefSeq names its product Sec14p-like phosphatidylinositol transfer family protein. NCBI's taxonomy places the organism in Eukaryota, Viridiplantae, Streptophyta, Magnoliopsida, Lamiales, Lamiaceae. The record is from RefSeq and is a predicted model, not a curated record.
AUUGGGAAAGGAUUGAUCUUGAAGAUUCCAUCUUUGAUCUUUCUUUUUUACUUAGAUUUUCUUUUCUGUAUUUGUGUUUUUCUGGGGUGUUAUUUCUGCCAAUGUGAAGCCUAAAUACUGAGUGGAUCUCAGACUUUUGUCAUUCUUGGAAAUGUGAGGAGUAAUUUGGAACUUUGCUGGAAAUCUGCAAUCUGUCAUUCUUCUGUUGUGAUUUUCUUCUUGAGCUUGCUCUUAUGAGAUUGUCUUGUAUUGUUUCUCAACUGUGAGAAUGAAAAUUGGAACAUCUGAUUUUUCAGCUUUGAUUUUUCCUGCAUCCUGGCUUUAGCUCUCACUUACUUAGAUUAAGAACAUGGAUUAUGGGCAUGAACGGGAGACGUUGGUGAGAUUUCUCAACGCAAGGGAAGGGAAUAUUUCAAAUGCACAUAAAAUGCUUAUGGAAUGUUUAUCCUGGAGGAUACAAAACAAAAUCGAUGACAUACUGGCGAGACCAAUAAAUCCCAUUGAGUUUUAUAGAGGAAUACGAGAUUCUCAGCUUAUCGGAAUGUGUGGAUACUCGAAAGAGGGUCAUCCUGUCAUUGCCGUUGGGGUAGGGCGAAGCACAUAUGACAAGGCAUCUAAUCAUUAUUAUAUCCAAUCACAUAUCCAAAUGAACGAGUAUAGAGAUCGUGUGAUAUUGCCUUCUGCAACAAAGAAAUUUGGCCGCUACAUAGGCACAUGCGUCAAGAUUCUGGACAUGACUGGUCUAAAGUUUUCUGCAAUGAAUCAGCUCAAGUUAUUGUCGGCAAUAUCCACCAUCGAUGACCUGAACUACCCUGAGAAAACAGAAACUUAUUACAUAGUCAACGCUCCAUAUAUAUUCUCCGCAUGUUGGAAGGUCGUGAAACCCCUUCUGCGGGAGAGGACAAGGAAAAAGGUCCAAGUUCUUUCAGGGUGUGGAAGAGACGAAUUAUUAAAGAUUAUGGACUAUGAAUCUCUCCCACAGUUUUGUAGAAAAGAAGGCUCGGGCUCAUCUCGAGGAAAUGGAAAAGUUAGUGAUUGUUUUUCCUUGGAUCACCCCUUCCAUCAGCAGCUCUAUAACUAUGUGAAGGAGCAAGCUGCACGAGUUGGCCUCACUACGCCAGUGAGACACGGUUCGUUCCAUGUGGAUUGUCCAGAGCCUGAUCCAGCUGAUGUAAAAAUUGCUGAAACUAUAGAAUGUGAGUUUCAAAGACUGGGGAAUCAAAAUGGCCUUUCCCACUCAUCAUCAUGCGAGCUUAAGGUAAAUGGUGACUGAAUUUGGUGCGACCACACUACUGUUAGUAGCUGAAGCCUUGGAUCGUCAUAGAACGUUGGCAUUGUCUCAAAUUCGAUGCAGUUCUUUUGGGGGGCUGAGCUGCCCAUCAUCUGGUCAGUGGAAUGCUUCAAUAUUUGAAAAUGCUGAGUUCGAUGAAUUUGUUGUGUAGUGUAUUGUUGUAUUGGAUAUAAUAUGGUGGUUUCUUGAAUUUAUGUAUAAUAAUAGAAUGCAUAUUCACCGAUUA